AUGCUUCCCAAGCAUGAAUUCGAAGAAGUCGUGCGCCCAGCAUCUCCCCAAGAGGAUGGAAACGUCGCCCCCGAAAGACAGUCCAUCUUCCGCCGUAGUACCUAUCACGGCGCACUCGCUUUCAAUAUUGCCGUGUUUGUGCUCCCCGCCCUCUACGGCACGCUUUCCAAGCUCUGGAUUGUCAACGUCGACUCUUCCUUGGUUAUUACCACGGAUAUGUACACUUACAUUGGUGUUGUGGCCGAGGUCCUCAACGAAGGUCUUCCACGCGCGGCAUGGUCUAUUCUAGGGCUUAUCAUAAGUAUCGCAUUCGUGACCGGCACAGAAACAUUCGCCAGAGGCUUUAUCCCAGCCGAAGUCCGCAACGUAAGCAUCACCUACGUCCAUAUCGGAGCAUUAAGCGCGCUAAGCAGUGCGAUAAAAACUACUAUCUCAUCGGCCACGAGAGCACUGGAUCUUCCUGACGUGCCCCUCAUCAUCAGCUCUAUCAAGUUCGCCAUCAUCAUCGUUCUGGACCUGCUGUUCAUUCAAUUCCAAGGUGCACGUUGGAUCGCACUGGCCGACAGUCAAUAA
Messenger RNA from Colletotrichum orchidophilum, 573 nucleotides. RefSeq lists its product as uncharacterized. NCBI's taxonomy places the organism in Eukaryota, Fungi, Ascomycota, Sordariomycetes, Glomerellales, Glomerellaceae. The transcript is spliced from 2 exons. The record is from RefSeq and is a predicted model, not a curated record. The coding region runs from base 1 to 573 and encodes 190 amino acids.